AUGGCGCAGGGAACAAAAAAGCUCACGAAGCCGACAACUACGAAGAGUAGACCACAAACUCUCGGUCCACGCAAGGGCAAUCGGGUAAUCGCACCGAAAAACCAGAUCUUGAUUAAGCAAAAUGCUAUUAAGAAGAAACACUCCGGCGGCCUGACAGCCAAGACUGAGAGGAAUUUGGCGGAAAAGGCAGGACAUCUAGAGCUUUUGCCUGGUGGGAAGAGGGAUAAGAAGAAAUGA
Molecule: messenger RNA, 237 nt
Organism: Orbilia oligospora ATCC 24927
Lineage: Eukaryota; Fungi; Ascomycota; Orbiliomycetes; Orbiliales; Orbiliaceae
Exons: 3
Coding region: 1-237 (78 amino acids)
Source: RefSeq, a predicted model, not a curated record